AUGUUCAUUUACGUUGUAUACAAAGACGAACCGGAGUUGUCGACGAUGCGGCGGCGGUCAUCAGAGACGGAUCUUUCCACGGAGGAGACGCUGCUCGUGAACCCGGACUGCCACGCGAGGGUGAUGCUGGAGUACAUACGGAAGAGGUGCAAGCUGGGAAUGUACACGCAGUUCGACCUGUGCGCGGAGGACGGCGUUCUGAAGAGGCUCUUCGGCCUGCCACCGCACACGAACGUAGCCGACUGCUUCGAGCACAGGAGAACUUAUUAUAUCAUCGUUUUGAAGCAGGAGACGGAAAGACGGCUUACAGUUCUGCCGCAGCUGAACCGCGAGAACAAGAUGUACUCCGACCUGAAGGCCAAGGUCAAAGUGAGCCUCCUGAACAUCGACACCAGUCGCCAGACGUCGCCCAUGUCCAAGGUGUCUCCGUCGGUACCAAGCAAGACUUCACUGAAGCCUAUCACGAAGAAAAAGAAA
Iphiclides podalirius (scarce swallowtail) is the source of this 477-nucleotide messenger RNA. NCBI's taxonomy places the organism in Eukaryota, Metazoa, Arthropoda, Insecta, Lepidoptera, Papilionidae. The record is from the annotation of a GenBank genome assembly.